Esox lucius (northern pike) is the source of this 8030-nucleotide messenger RNA. RefSeq names its product fibronectin type III domain containing 5b (gene fndc5b). The transcript is spliced from 6 exons. The record is from RefSeq and is a predicted model, not a curated record. Bases 590 to 1222 code for a protein of 210 amino acids. Gene Ontology annotation, molecular function: protein binding. Lineage: Eukaryota; Metazoa; Chordata; Actinopteri; Esociformes; Esocidae.
CGGGGAAACUCUACGUCCGCAGAGAUAAUUUGGGGGAUGUGGUUCCCUCCAUGGAGAGAGAGGGGGGGUGAGGCAGAGAGAGAGAGGUAGACAGAGACCGAAAGUAAGCGAUUAAUAAGGAUUUUGUCCGUCUGAACGUGGCAACACGUUACAUUCUGCAGCACUCGAGCUGCCAGCUUGUGCUGCGCGCCACUGUGUAACCGAACGUACCGACGAAAAGAAACUAGACGAGUCUGUUAAUGGCUAAGGUUUGUUCAACACGUUAACACAAAUUUGGUGUUGCUGAAUUGUCGAAUUACAGAAAUACCUUCUGACAAUUCACGUGCGGUCGGUGACUCACGGAAGCGCGCGGCGCUGUCCCAGGUGCUGAAACACCCCAGUGUUGCGUUUCUGCGGCAACCAACGACCAAGUUUACACCGCGAGCACCGAUUUCCAAUAAGCAGGAAAGGAGAGCAGGGGAGGAGAGAAGCCUCGCGCGGUGAAUGCUUACCAACUCUCCACCACCCGCGGAGGUGUCGGUCCCAUUAAACGCGAGUAAAUGGGAUAUUCGGUUGCCCGGGCAGGAUGUAAAGAAUUACGGUUAGAAGGAUGGGGAAACGAGGCUUCUCUGCGGCGGCACUGUCAGUGCUCGUACUGGGCUGUUGGCUCACGGUAUCGUCAGUUACAGCCGGUGACUCAUCUCUAUCGGCGCCUCUCAAUGUGACAAUCAGAGAGUUGGAGGUGAACUCUGCCAUAGUCACGUGGGACAUCCUAGAGGGGGACCCCGUCAUCGGAUUUGCCAUCACACAGCAGAAAAGGGAUGUGCGCACACUCCGGUACAUCCAGGAAGUGAACACGACCACACGCUCCUGUGCAUUGUGGGACCUGGAGGAGGACACGGAGUACAUCGUCCACGUCCAGAGCAUCAGUAUGGGCGGCAGUGGCCCUCCCAGCGACCCUGUCAGUUUCAGGACUCGCCGAGAGUCGGAGAAACUGGCCUCCACAGGCCCAGACCAGGUGAGUAAGGAGGAUAUGGAAAAGGCCGUUCAGCUCAGAGCUGGAGAGCUCAUCAUCAUCGUAGUGGUGCUCGUCAUGUGGGCAGGUGUGAUCCUCCUGUUCUGUCGUCAGUAUGACAUCAUCAAAGACAACGAGCCCAACAACAACAAGGACAAAGCCAAGACCUCUUCGGAGUGCAGUACCCCAGAGCACCAGCAGGGGGGGCUACUGCGUAGCAACGUCUAAAGCCAGCCCAGCCAGCCGCCACUCACCUGUAUGGCAAUAACAUCAUCCCAUUCCUCAGGACAGAUCCUGUGACCACCCGAAGCCAUUCUCAGACUUCAUCGCGUUAAAACACAUGCCAACCAUUCAGAACCACUCCAUUCAGCUGAUACCGAGACAUAUUAUAACCGGAUCAGAAUGAGACUGAGGACUCGUUAAUCAAUCAAGCCAGAGUCAGACGAAGGCUGAUGGUCCAUUCAACGGGAUCCGCUCGUUGUCACACUAAAAAGGGGAACUCUUUUUGUAAUCAGGGACCCCGCUUUUUCUGAAAACUUUGUGGACGAUGGGGGCCAAAAUGGCAGCCAGUCGGCAUUUGGAGCCCGGAUCAGCAACUAUAUGAGUAACAGUAUAUAAUUUCCGAUCUGAACUGAGUGUCCUGGCAUCCUUGAGGCUGGUUGGUUUGGUACCGGGCGAGAGGCCGUGUCGCUGUGUCCUUGUCUCCACAAAACAUGACGAUCACCGCUAUGAUGAUGAUGAUGAUGAGCUCUCCAGCUCCGAGCAAAGACGCCUGACGCUGUCUGUCCUCCGAUCGGCACAGCCACGGCCAGUCCUGGCAUUCCGGGAGCACAGCCAUCCAACGUCCAGACUUGGAAACCUGAAUAAGUGUAGGGUGAAGAAGUCCCUAGACGCUGGUUUUGGGUCAGUUUGGAAUCUCUCCCACUAAUGGUCAAGGUUUGGUUUGGGGGCUGGGAAGCUGAUCCAAGAUCAGUACCUAGGGUAGACCUUAACCCGGAGCACCUGGAGACGCCACAGCAGCGUGUCCAGAAACAACCCCUUGGCCCAACCUUCUACAUCCUUGUGAACACCUGGGAGUGAAAGGUAUUAAGCUUCCCUCGGAAAGAUUGCUGGUCUAGGAUCAGCAUACCGUAUAAUCUUUUCCAUAGUGAUGUGAAAGACUUAACUGAUCCUGGACCAGCAGGCUGAAAAGCUUACAUACGUACGGCCUGAGAAAGGGUAGGACAGGUGUGAGAAGCAUGGUGAAGGUUCCGUGCAGCCUUUCAUAGGACAGGUGUGAGAAGCAUGGUGAAGGUUCCGUGCAGCCUUUCAUAGGACAGGUGUGAGAAGCAUGGUGAAGGUUCCGUGCAGCCUUUCAUAGGACAGGUGUGAGAAGCAUGGUGAAGGUUCCGUGCAGCCUUUCAUAGGACAGGUGUGAGAAGCAUGGUGAAGGUUCCGUGCAGCCUUUCAUAGGACAGGUUUCAGCACGUGUUUAUGUGAAGGGGUAAGUUGUAUUUGUAGACGAAGCCUACCUCUCUCUCUUUCUCUCUGUCUGUUCAUCUCUAUUCCCCUGUUUUUCCUCUGUGUCAAUCUCUCACUGUCUUUCUUUUCCUCUCUCUGUCCCUCAAAACUCGCCGGAUUCCAGAGUCUCCUUCUGUCUGGCUCCUUUCUAUUCGACCCCAUUCUCUCCAAAGAGAUCACUGUCUCUACAAAGCACAUGAGUGUACAGUAUACAGAAACCAAACUAACAAACUGUUGUCUUGUAAUUAUGAUUAUCAUCGCGGGCAACAUUACUGCUAUGAUCGUUAUCCAGCACAUUGUUUCAGAACCCCUCCUAAAAAACCAACCUCUUUUUCAUAAGGGAUAUUACUUCCCAUCCUUUCUCGCUUUCUUCAUCCCCUCUUCUUUUGAUUUGAGGUCAAAUUACUGUAUUAAAUUACAGACACAGAGGCCUCAUUAAAAUAACCAAAUGCACCAUGAACCAGAAAGUAUUCAGCUAUUUUUUGUUUUUUUAUUGAAAUGUUUUUCCUUGGUAAAUCACACACAGUAUAUUCAUGGUCUGCAUGUUUUGUCACAAAAACUUUUGUUUUUGGGCUGACGGCCAGCCAAGCAUUCUGCUCAGUGCAUACUCAAUGGUACCUGAUGUAGAUUUGGUGUAAAGUGCAUUACUAAGGCUUGAAAACACGAUCAUCAUCUGAAAAAGGUAUAUAAUUAGUAGCUAAACCAUUUGUCAUAAAUUUAGAUGUUACUUAAUAGAUUUUAUUUGCAAUAUAACGUUAACCAGCUACUCAAUAUUCAGGGUCCACUGAGCGAGCUAACAUUGGCAUUGCAAGCUAUUUUGACUGACUUUGCUAGCUAAUAACGUGAGGUGGCAGAAAGGAAGAUGGCAGAAAGGAAGGUGAUGGGCGCAGGGAACACUGUGAUGCCACUCACGACAGGUCAGUGACAUUAAGGAUUAUGGGUGUUGCCUCCCUGAAUCAGUGAAGCAGAAAGGGGAGAGUAUAGUGGACAGACACACACACACACACACAGAAAAGCUCAGCAGUGAACAGUCAAAGUUCAGAGAGGCUUUUAAGCCCCAGUGUGUCAGAAAGGUCUUACAAUUCUGCUGUCAAAGAUAAUGUGUGUCAGAGGUUUUGAAUCUCCAGUGUGUCAGAGGUUUUAAAUCCUCAAUAUGUUAGAGGUUUUAAAUCUCCAGUGUGUCAGAUGUGUUAAUGUCCCAGUUUGUCAUAGGUUUUAUUGUCCCAGUGUGUCAUAGGUUUUAUUGUCCCAGUGUGUCAUACGUUUUAAUGCCCCAGUGUGUCAGAUAUUUUAAUGUCCCGGUGUGUCAUCAUAGGUUUUAUUGUCCCAGUGUGUCAUAGGUUUUAUUGUCCCAGUGUGUCAGAUGUUUUAUUGUCCCAGUGUGUCAUAGGUUUUAUUGUCCCAGUGUGUCAUAGGUUUUAUUGUCCCAGGGUGUCAUACGUUUUAAUGCCCCAGUGUGUCAGAUAUUUUAAUGUCCCAGUGUGUCAUAGGUUUUAUUGUCCCAGUGUGUCAUAGGUUUUAUUGUCCCAGUGUGUCAGAUGUUUUAUUGUCCCAGUGUGUCAUAGGUUUUAAUAUCCCAGUGUGUAAUUAAUUUUUAUAUCCCAGUGAGUCAUAGGUUUUUAUGUCUCAGUGUGUUAAAGGUUUUUAUGUCCCAGUGUGUCAUAGGUUUUUAUGUCCCAGUGUGUCAUAGGUUUUUAUGUCCCAGGGGGUCAAAUUUUUUUAUGUCUCAGUGUGUCAUAGAUUUUAUUAUCCCAGUGUGUCAUAGGUUUUUAUGUCUUAGUGUGUCAUAGGUUUUAAUAUCCCAGUGUGUCAUUGGUUUUUAUGUCCCAGUGUGUCAUAGGUUUUUAUGUCCCAGGGGGUCAAAUUUUUUUUAUGUCUCAGUGUGUCAUAGAUUUUAAUAUCCCAGUGUGUCAUAGGUUUUUAUGUCUUAGUGUGUCAUAGGUUUUAAUAUCCCAGUGUGUCAUUGGUUUUUAUGUCCCAGUGUGUCAUAGGUUUUUAUGUCCCAGGGGGUCAAAUUUUUUUAUGUCUCAGUGUGUCAUAGAUUUUAAUAUCCCAGUGUGUCAUAGGUUUUUAUGUCUCAGUGUGUCAUAGGUUUUUAUGUCUCAGUGUGUCAUAGGUUUUUAUGUCCCAGUGCAUCAGAAAGGUGUUGAAGCCUCAGUAUGUCAGAGAGAUCAAGAGAUGGCAUUUACGUCCCAUUGCCAUCAUCCAUUCAGCUAAUAAUAAAACCCCCAAACCAACAGCCUUUCUCCUCCUCUGGCUGCACCUCACCCCACUACUCCUCUGUCCCUCUGCCUAAUCAACCCUCAAUCUCUCCUCCCAUUUCAUACUCCAUCGCCCUGAAAAUCAUCUCUUUUUCCUUCUCUUUUCUCCUGACUCAACCUCUCCAUCUCGUCCAGCAACCCCUGACAACCAUCUCUCUCCCCCCUCAUUUAUCAUCCUGCUCUCCAUUUCUCCCUCCCUGGCAGAGACCGUAUUUCUCCACUUUAAUGACGGAUAAUUACUCCUCCUCGCUGGCACAGAGGAGAGUGAUGGAUGGAAAGAUAAAGGGGAUAAAGGGAUUGGCAGAGGGAGGGGUAAAGGAGGAAGAAAGGGACGAAGAAAAGGAUGCAGAGAGGUUGGGAAGAAGUGCAGCGGAGGUUGAAGAGAUUUGUCUGGUGCCACUUUGUCAAACACAGAAGCAGGAGGAAUGAGGUGAAAGAGACUAUCUCUCCUGCAUAACCACUCGUUAUCGUUAUCACUCUCCUGCAUUAUCACGCCCCUGCUAUAUCACUCGCAUGCUUUAUCCCCCUACCACUCUUGUUGCUGUUUUAUCACUGUCCUGCUACAUGUUACUACAGGUCUCCUGUUCCAUUUCUCUGGCUGUGUCACUCCAUCACUCUCCUGUUCUCACUCUCUUGCUCUGUCAGAAUCACUCUCCUGUUCUGUCCCUGUAUCACUCCUGUUCUAUCACUCGAUCACUCUCCUGUUCUAUCGCUCUCCUGUUCUAUUGUUCUCCUGUUCUAUUUUCCUCCUGCUUCAUCAUCCAGUCUAUUGUGUCUGAGGAACCAAUGACUACCAAAAACACAUGGGGGGGAAGGAAGACACACUUAUGGGGAGGGAGAAUGACAUGAAAAGUGAGAAAUAGAGACAGCAUUGAGAGAAAAGAAAGAGGGAAGGAAAGACAAAGGAAGAGAGUGGGAGGGAAAUGAUUUUCAACAGUGGCAAUGAGCCUCUGCAGCAAGACAGUCACAAUAUUUCCAAGCAAUGUACUGCUACAUUACCCUCAGCUAUUAUACAGGAGCAAAAAACGUCUAGCCUGAGAUGGCCAGCAACACACACACACACACACAGUCGAGCCAGUGAUUUGAAUUAGGACUCUUCUGGGGCCCAUGCAAAUAUAAAAUACCUCCUUCCUACAUUUUUUUAAUCAGUUAACGGUAUCUGUGGGAUUGGCUGCUUAAAAGGAUCUUUUGCUCAAAAUGAAUAUUUUUGUACUUUGUUAGUCAACUGAUGUUAUUAAUGUUGGUACCUCAGGAGUAGCCUAAUCACAGAGCCCCUGUACAUUUGUAUAUAUUUGGUUGUUUCAUUUUUUAACUAUUAUUUUUUUUUUUUAUCAACUGUUUUGUUUCUGAUAACAUAAAGUUUGAAUGCAUACUUGGUAUUUCUGUGCCAGAGAUUUGCAGAUUGAUGACAGGCCGAAAUUAUUUACCUUGACUAGUUAUUGCUUGCUAACUGGCUAAUGUUUUUGUUUGAAGAAUGCAUCUGGUCACAGUACCUGCUUUUUGUAUCACAUCACAACCAGUCCUGAUCUUUUGAGAACACAUAACUAAAGCAUGAGCUAAGGAAGAGGAGGAACACGUCAGUGCUGAGGAAGAGGUAGCGGACAAAGGUGUUGAUUGAGGAUAACUAGCUACUAUUCAAAGAUUUCCGGGAGCUAUCUUGUGCCCAUAACUGCUAAAGCAUCAUCUUAAGAGGGACAACACUGAAAGAAAGAGGGGGCCAGCAGCUAUAAGACCCGAGGGACCUACCUUCUAAAAGAUUAUCAGCAGUGCCUAACAACAUUAUCUUCUAACAACUUAUCUUCUAACCUCCCUCCUCACCUGACCCUCUCCGUCUACUGACCAAUUCUCCCUUCUCACCUGACCCUCUCCAUCUACUGACCAAUCCUCCUUUCUCACCUGACCCAUUCUCCCUUCUCACCUGACCCUAUACAUCUACUGACCACUUCUUCCUUCUCACCUGACCCUAUCUGUCUACUGGCCAAUUCUCCCUCCUCACCUGACCCUGUCCAUCUACUGACCAAUUCUCCCUUCUCACCUGACCCUCUAUGUCUACUAACCAAUUCUCCCUUCUCACCUGACCCUCUAUGUCUACUAACCAAUUCUCCCUUCUCACCUGACCCUCUCCAUCUACUGACCAAUUCUCCCUUCUCACCUGACCCCCUAUGUCUACUAACCAAUUCUCCCUUCUCACCUGACCCUCUAUGUCCACUGACCAAUUCUCCCUUCUCACCUGACCCUCUACGUCUACUGACCACUUCUCUAGUCCCCAACAUGUACAGUUCCCUCCAGAACUAUUGGCCCCCUAUAAAAGUUCACUGCUGUUUAUUGGGUAAAACACUCCAAAUAUAUAAAUAAUCUAACCUUUAUUUGGGGUAAAAUUGUUUAAAGAAAAUAAUUGUGUCAAAACGUAUUAUUGGCACCUCUAGGAUUUUUUUCUUGGAAUAAUUUUACUUCAAUAAAAACUACAUAUCUCACAUAUUUUGAUAGUUAGAUGAAUGUAAGAAACAACAAUUACAUUUUUCAUAGACUUUUCUGAUCAUCUUUACCAGAGUCCCAGUUAUAAUUCUAGACUCUGGGAUUCCUUCAUACCUUCCCUGUAAAUCCCAUUUGACAGUAAACCCUUCACUGAAUGACAGAGCCAGAACCUUUACAGUCUACACCACAAAGUAAGACUUUAAUAAAGCUGGAGUGUGUGAGGCGGGGAGUCAGUAUGAAAUCCCAUUUUCACUAAGUCCCAGUGGCAUGACUAAGUGAAAACAUGUUUAAAAAAAAAUACUUUAUUUCCGGCCUGCUUGUUUAAGUUGACAGGACAGUUAGAGGUGAGUUUGUUUUGCACUGGGAGAUCAUUGUAACAAUUCCAACCCAGGAUGCACAUUGGCCCCGGAGGCCAAAGUUAAGACCACCCUCGACCAUCCUGUACAGGGAGACACUCCCCUACCUUGGUCUCAGCAAUUGGGGUGUCCCAAUUGGAACCGUGUUCCCCAAACAUCCACUACAUACUACUUUUGACCAGGGCACUAUGGGUCCAAGCGUCUGCACUAUUCAGGAAAUAGGGCACCAUUUGGGAUUCAGACGGUGUGCUGUGUCCUGAGCCAUAGAAGGCUGGACCCAGACACUCGGUGCUGAAGACGCGUGAACACACCGGAGACAACGCAAAAGGACCUAUGGAGAGGAAUGAGGAACAAGGUCUGAUGAACCAGACAAUGCGGUCUCUCCCUCUGUUCUCUCUCACCUCUCUCCCCCCAUUCUCCCUCUCUCCAUGAUCUCUUCUUCUG